Molecule: messenger RNA, 3631 nt
Organism: Selaginella moellendorffii
Lineage: Eukaryota; Viridiplantae; Streptophyta; Lycopodiopsida; Selaginellales; Selaginellaceae
Product: cellulose synthase-like protein D2
Exons: 5
Coding region: 55-3444 (1129 amino acids)
Biological process (GO): cellulose biosynthetic process; plant-type primary cell wall biogenesis
Cellular component (GO): plasma membrane; trans-Golgi network
Molecular function (GO): mannan synthase activity; cellulose synthase (UDP-forming) activity
Source: RefSeq, a predicted model, not a curated record
UGCGAUCGCUCCAAUCCAGGUAUUUCGCACAGGGAUAGCGCAUUAGAUCGGGAAAUGGAGUCGCCGGCUUCAUCCGUCUCGAUCUCCAGCAGCCGCCGGCCAUUCCGCGAGCUCCUCAGCCCCAGGAAUCUCAACACCAGCAUCGACAGCCCGCGAUUCCUCCCUCCUCGCAGUCCUCGCUUCCUGAAAUCCGGCACUCCAUCGCCGACGGCGUGCUCUACUCCUCCCAGCCAUCGAUCGCCGGGCGGAAGCUAUGUGUUCAUGCCCCGGGAGGGGAAUGAUCCCGGCCGGGAGGCGGUAUCGACAGCGAAAAACUACACGGUGUUGAUCCCUCCCACUCCGGAUCCGGGGUUUCUCGCGGCGCCCAAGACGGGGGACAUGGCCAGUGCGAUGUUCACGGGCGGAUUCCAGAGCGUUACCAGGGGCCACGUAAUGGACCAGAUGAAGGAGGCCAAGGUCGUGAUGACGCUCAGCUGCGCUAUCGCUGGGUGUGAUGGCAAGGCCAUGAAGGACGAGAUGGGCGAAGAUCUAAGCCCGUGCGAGUGCGCGUUCCGGAUUUGCAGAGACUGCUACUUUGAUGCUAUCAACAAUGGUGGGAAGUGCCCCGGUUGCAAGGAGAUGUACAAGGUGCUCGAUAUCGAGGGUCCCAAUGCCGAGACUUUGCCGCUCCCAGCUCCCAGGAGGCUGUCUCUUCUACGAUCCAACCAGCCCGGGUCGAUGAAGCAGGACUUCGAUCACACGAGAUGGCUUUACGAGACGAAAGGGACUUACGGGUAUGGAAAUGCGCUGUGGCCAAAGGAUGAUACGUACUUUGGCGAUGGAAUGCCAUCGAGUUUCAAGGACAAGGCGAGACGUCCCCUGACGCGCAAGACGAACGUCUCAGCAGCUAUCCUUAGUCCCUACAGGCUCUUGGUUUUCGUCAGGCUAGCCGCACUGGGACUCUUCAUCACGUGGAGGAUCCGUCAUCCAAACCCGGAGGCAAUGUGGCUGUGGGGACUGUCAAUCGUUUGCGAGUUGUGGUUCGCUUUCUCUUGGAUUCUCGACCAGCUGCCGAAGUUGUGUCCAGUAAAUCGCACCACCAACUUGGCGGUGCUCAAGGACGAGUUUGAGAGGCCGACAGCGAAAAAUCCGAAGGGCAGGUCUGAUCUUCCGGGGAUAGACAUUUUUGUGUCGACAGCUGAUCCGGAAAAGGAGCCAUCUCUGGUAACAGCAAACACCAUCCUCUCGAUUCUCGCAGCCGAGUAUCCCGUGGAGAAGCUGUGUUGCUACCUUUCCGACGAUGGUGGUUCACUGUUGACGUUCGAAGCAUUGGCUGAAGCAGCAAGUUUCUCAAGAAUCUGGGUGCCGUUCUGUCGGAAGCACAGCAUCGAACCUCGGAACCCGGAGGCUUAUUUCAUGCUCAAGGGAGAUCCGACUAAGAACAAAGUUCGCGCGGAUUUCGUGAAGGACAGAAGACGAGUGAAACGUGAAUACGACGAGUUCAAAGUUCGGAUAAAUGGCCUCGGGGAUGCAAUCCGGAGGAGGUCUGACGCUUACAAUGCGCACGAAGAGAUCAGAGCAAAGAGGAUUCAGGUGGAUAGCGGAUGUAACCCGGGAGAGCCGCUUAACGUUCCAAAGGCCACCUGGAUGGCCGAUGGUACGCACUGGCCGGGGACAUGGCUUAGCUCAGGCAGUGAGCACGGACGAGGAGAUCACGCUGGAAUAAUUCAAGUGAUGCUUGCGCCUCCAAGUACCGAGCAUCUCAUGGGCUCAGCUGACAAUGACAACAAUCUUAUCGAUACGUCCGACUGCGACAUUCGGCUACCAAUGCUGGUAUACGUAUCCAGAGAGAAACGAGCGGGGUAUGACCACAACAAGAAGGCCGGGGCGAUGAACGCGUUGGUACGAACAAGCGCGAUCAUGUCGAAUGGAGCUUUUAUCCUCAACCUCGACUGUGACCACUACGUCUACAACUCCCUCGCAUUCAGAGAAGGGAUGUGCUUCAUGAUGGAUAAUGGUGGUGAUCGCAUCGGCUUUGUCCAGUUCCCGCAGAGAUUCGAAGGCAUCGAUCACAAUGACCGGUAUGCCAACCACAACACUGUCUUCUUCGACGUGAACAUGAGAGCACUCGAUGGUAUCCAGGGGCCCGUGUAUGUUGGAACGGGCUGCUUAUUCCGGAGAGUUGCGCUCUACGGGUUCGAUCCUCCUCGGUGUAAAACACGAAGCUGCUGGAACAGGAGAAAAACGAGGCUGACGAAAAAGAAUACCGGUAUCAGUAUGGAGGAAAACGAAGACGAUUUGGAGGCCCAGACUUUGCUGCCAAAGCGUUACGGGACAUCGACCAGCUUUGUAGCUUCCAUCUCCAACGCUGAGUUCCAGGGCAGGCCUCUCUCGGGACAGGGGGUGAUGCUCGGAAGACCAGCUGCUUCAUUGAUUUCUCCAAGAGAACCACUGGAUGCUGCUACUGUUGCGGAGGCGAUCAACGUCAUCUCGUGCUGGUACGAGGACAAGACGGAGUGGGGACAGAACGUCGGCUGGACAUACGGUUCAGUCACCGAGGACGUGGUUACGGGAUACACCAUGCACAACAAAGGCUGGAAGUCCGUGUAUUGCGUGACGAAGCGUGACGCUUUCAGAGGCACAGCACCAAUCAACUUAACGGACAGAUUGCAUCAGGUGUUGCGGUGGGCGACAGGCUCGGUUGAGAUCUUCUACUCCCGAAACAAUGCUCUCUUCGCCAGCACCAGAAUGAAGUUCCUGCAGCGCAUUGCCUACCUCAACGUCGGCAUCUACCCGUUCACCUCGAUUUUCCUCACGGUCUACUGCUUCCUGCCGGCGCUGUCGCUUCUCACGGGGAAGUUUAUCGUCCAGACGCUCAACGUGACUUUCCUGGUUUACCUUUUGAUCAUCACGGUCACGAUCUGCUUGCUGGCGGUGCUGGAGAUCAGAUGGUCGGGGAUAACUCUGGACGAAUGGUGGCGGAACGAGCAGUUUUGGGUGAUUGGUGGAACCAGCGCUCAUCUGGUGGCUGUGUUCCAGGGACUCUUGAAGGUCAUCGCCGGGAUAGAUAUCUCCUUCACUCUGACGUCGAAGAAUUCUGGUGACGAGGACGACGAGUUUGCCGAGUUGUACAUGGUCAAGUGGAGCGCUCUGAUGAUACCACCCCUGACUAUCAUGAUGGUGAACUUGAUCGCGAUCGCGGUGGCUGUCUCGAGGACGGUCUACAGUCCUGUUCCUCAGUGGAGCAAGCUUCUCGGGGGAGUUUUCUUCAGUGUUUGGGUGCUGUUCCACCUCUACCCGUUCUCGAAGGGCCUCAUGGGGAGGAGGAGGCGCACCCCGACUAUUAUCUUCGUCUGGUCUGGACUUUUGGCCAUCGUCAUAUCUCUGCUGUGGGUCUCCCUCUCUUCUUCCUCUUUGACACCGGACAAAGGCAUGGGUAUCGGUGGUAGCUUCCAGUUUCCUUGAGCUCCACGUCGUUGCGGGAGAAUUCUUGUACUAUAGAAGGGACUUGCUUAAGUAAGUAGCUCUGAUCCUACUGGAGAGGGUUAUUUGUAACCAGAGAUAGCUGUAUACGCUGGGAUGAUGGCAUUCCAAAUACAGGUGUUUCCAUCCAGCAUUUCAUGAAUACGAUUAAACUUUGCAUUUUUCAGUC